Molecule: messenger RNA, 657 nt
Organism: Prorocentrum cordatum
Lineage: Eukaryota; Dinophyceae; Prorocentrales; Prorocentraceae
Source: the annotation of a GenBank genome assembly
AUGGUGGACGCUUUCGCCACUGGACCAGCGUGGGCGGGCAAGAGGGGGCUCGCGGCGGCGACGGACCAGAACGACCCCAACAAGCAGUUCAAGAGCAAGGGCGCGGGCAAGGGCAAGGACUGGGACAGGGUGGAGCAGACCGCGGUCACCUCGGCCAAGCUGGCGCUCGUAGUCGCCAAAGACGUACAGGACCUGCAGGCCGCAGUGCACGAGGCCUGGGAGAUGGACGCAGCCAAGCCGCUCCCCACGUUCGCCAUUCAAGCGGGCCAGCAAUGCGACGCCGACGCCAAGGAGCUGAAGGAGCAACGCAUGAUGGACAGCCAGACCGACACGGCGGCCCUCGGCCCGCCGCGCCUGGUGAUCGCAGCGGCGACGAUCAAAGGGCUGGCGACCCUGGUGGACCCGGAAGCCAAGAAGGGGUCGGAGCCGCUGGGCACCGGCAUCGCCCACUUCCAGGCGAAGAAGAACAAGGCCCCCAACAAGAAGGAGAAAGUGCGGCUAAUCUUUUCCUUCGACUUGCACGGGCGCAACAUGAAGCUGAUUCGGGACAUCAUCAUCGCCGAGAUCAAGGAAGAGGGAGGCCAGCGGAAGCUGGGCGCAGCACCGCGGGGGCCACUCCAGCGCGAGCUGAACCGCCUCGUCCACACGACGAAGUGA